UGUGCUAACGACCACUUGCUAGUCAUAUUUUUUUCCCUUUUCGAAGUUAUUGAUAUUAUUGCUUGACUCAUGUGUCAGGUGAAAAUACAAAACGGACAUAGGCGUAACAUGAAAAGCAACCGCUAGUGGAAAAGAAAGAUACUUUUCAGAAACUGCAGGAUCCACUAUGGCAAAUGACGUAUGUAGCCACGUUAAGGUGGUUGUCAGGGUGAGGCCAACCAACGACAAUGAGAAGCGGGAAAACUUUCGGAAUGUGGUCCAGGUGGUUGACAACCAUAUGCUGAUAUUUGACCCAAAGGAAGAGGACCUGUCCUGUUUUGGGGCACGAAGAGUUCGGAACAGAAAUAUCAACAAAAGGGCCAACAAAGACUUAAAGUUUGUUUUUGACCGAGUCUUUGAUGAGAACUCUACGCAAGUGGAAGUUUUUGAAAGUACCACUAAAGGAGCGUUGGAUGGAGUAAUGAAUGGCUUCAACUGCACAGUGUUUGCUUACGGUGCAACUGGAGCAGGUAAAACACACACCAUGUUGGGGUCACCAAAUGAUCCGGGGGUCAUGUAUCGGACAAUGACGGAGCUGUUCAAACGCAUGGAUGAUGUCAAGGAUGAAAAAGAGUUUGCUGUUGCUUUCUCAUACCUUGAGGUUUACAAUGAACAAAUCAGAGACCUGUUGGCUAAUUCUGGCCCUCUUAAUGUCAGAGAGGACGGCUCCAAAGGAGUCGUUGUUCAAGGGCUUACACUGCAUAAGCCCAAAUCAGCAGAGCACAUUCUUGAAGCUUUGGAUUCGGGUAAUCGAAACAGGACGCAGCAUCCCACCGAUAUGAACGCCACCUCUUCACGGUCCCAUGCUGUAUUUCAGAUAUAUUUGAGACAGCAGGACAAAACUGCAAGUCUCAAUCAAAACGUCUGCAUUGCUAAAAUGAGCCUGAUUGAUCUUGCCGGCUCCGAAAGAGCAAGUGCCACUAACGCCAAAGGGGCUCGUCUACGAGAAGGUGCAAACAUAAACCGCUCCCUCCUGGCACUUGGAAAUGUUAUCAAUGCUCUCGCUGACCCAAAGAGUAAAAAGGCUCAUAUACCAUACAGAGACAGCAAACUGACAAGGAUCCUGAAAGACUCAUUAGGGGGCAACUGCAGGACGGUUAUGAUCGCCAACGUUAGCCCCUCAUCUAAAUCAUACGAUGAUACCCACAACACACUGAAAUAUGCCAACAGGGCCAAGGAGAUUAAGUCCUCGGUCAAGAGCAACGUUGUAAGCCUGGAUAGCCACAUUGGUCAAUAUGCUGUGAUAUGUGAGAAGCAACGGAAAGAGAUUUUACAGUUAAAACAAAAACUCAAAGAAUAUGAGGCAAAGAGAGAAGAGCCUGGGCCUCUCAGCUUGAUCUCUUCUCAGAAACUGGCCGAGCUGAAAAGGGUGUCAGAAACUCUGCAGCAGAUCUUCUCUAGCCGGGGCCAAAUCAGGCGAGAGCAGCUGGAUCUGGAGAGACAACUGAAGGAGAAUGAGCUGCGCCAGCGCUACAGCGAGGAGGACAACCUGCAGGUCCAAUAUUUCUGUGCCAAAGACAAGACGGAGAAGGCCACCUGCAAGCAUGAGCGGAAGAUUGCCAGCUUACGCACUCAGCAGAAACACAUAUGCCAACGUCUGAAGGAGGCAGAGGGGCGCUUCCUGGAAAACGAUGGCUUGCUCCAUCGACUUGAGAACGAGAUGAAGCUGCUGAAGACAAAUGAUCAGACUUCAGAGGUGUUAGAAAAGGACUUGCGUUGCCACAGACUGGAGCUGCAGGUAAAUGAUCUCCAACAACACGUCAAGCAAAUGGUCCAGCUCACUUUGCUGCAGGAUCAGGAGAACAAGAGAGUGCACAAAAUGGUGAACAUCUUGCUGCCAGCUUUCAGUCGCCACUAUGCCCUAUUGCAUGAAAAGGGGCUGGCCACAGAAAAAGAUGAGAUGGAUAACCAUGAAUUGGAGCCCCUUGUGUUGAGGGAGAGAGGUGUGGUCUGGGCUGACCAGGAGGGGCUGGAACAGCAGCGGAAAGGUGAAAGGAAUUUGGAGUCGCAGGAGACAAAUGAGGCAGAAAGCGCCGGGCUCCGCAGCGAGUUGGCACCUAUCCUGACUUUCUCUCAUCUGCAAUACCACCAAAGUAGCCCCUGCAGUGCAGAGAGACGCUCCAAAAGAACCUCAUUGUGCAUCGGUGCUCUGUCACCUACAGACGGAGGAAAACAGUCAGAUUCGACACAGGACCGACCACCCCGAAUGCCCAUCAGGAGGAAUCUGUCUGCACAGCUCCCUCCGCAGAGCCCGGGGUGCGCCACCAAGUCCCAGGCGUUUGAGGACGACAUGUUCCCACUUCAGUGCACUCCCGAGCCCGUCCCAAAAACAGUUCCCGCUCAGCCCUCGAGCUCCCACAGCAGCAUGGACCCUAACAUGACCUUCGAGAUUCCAGAGAACGAUGAAGCUGCAAGCAAUGUAACCAUUACAAUAAACUGUCCUAGUCCAUUUCAAGCACCCAAGUCCACAGUCUUCUCUGGACCCGGCCAAACAUGGAACUUUCCAAGAGUCACUGAAGGGAACCCGAUGACUUCUAAAAGUCGGCAGCAAAUCCCACCUUUGCAAGAUGUGAAACGAGCCAAACCAACCUACAUGGAAAUGACGUCUGCAGCACAAGGGAAACGCAAAUUUAACCGUCUCAGAGACGACUUAACUCAUGGCCUAUCAGCUCCGAAGCGAAUAAAAAAAGACACCUCUGCUGCCCAGAGGCCGCUCAGGGUGAGCCGAUGUGCCGGAUCAGAGAACAGACCCCGCAGAGUGGUGAGGAGCAUUUCUGAAGGAAACCUCAACCUUCUGGAACCUCCAAAGUCCAGAUCCCUCUUCUAUAAAACGUCCCAGCAGUUCAAAAGGGUCACCAAGCGGAUGUGAAGCAGCACUCCCUGAUUUCUUCUGACUUUUACUCCUUUCAAGUAGAAGCAGUCGUCCACUGCAAAUGUGACAAAGAUGACACUUGACUUUACAUUGUUAUUUUAAUGCAUUUCUGCACUGAAAUUGUACUUGAUUUUAUGAUAACUGUACAUACAAGGUAAUAAUAAAGCAGUGGAUGUCGUAUGAAUGGCCUGUGAUUUAAAUGUUGUAUUUUAGUCCACCAUGUUUUCCAGGCAGCUAACAAACUGCACAGUUAUUAGCAUGGAGCUAUAGAUACUGCAUAUAAACUGCUUCUAGCCAAGUCUGUUUUUUUCUCUGCCAAAUAAACCAAUACUUUUUUAAACGUG
Oryzias melastigma (Indian medaka) is the source of this 3255-nucleotide messenger RNA. RefSeq names its product kinesin family member 18A (gene kif18a). The transcript is spliced from 18 exons. The record is from RefSeq and is a predicted model, not a curated record. NCBI's taxonomy places the organism in Eukaryota, Metazoa, Chordata, Actinopteri, Beloniformes, Adrianichthyidae. The coding region runs from base 167 to 2908 and encodes 913 amino acids. Gene Ontology annotation, molecular function: microtubule motor activity; microtubule binding; ATP binding. Gene Ontology annotation, biological process: microtubule-based movement.